AAGAAUCUUGAGGUUGGUGAUUUUUAUUUGCAUUUUACUCUCUGUAACAAUGAGAUUACAUUAAAGUAGAAAAAGACAAGUACAAUAUUAUUGAUUCACUUUAACUGAGAGGGCUCCAUCAGAUAAGGAGUUCCCAGGCAAACAGUCAGUUUUUUAUAAUGUGUGACCAGUGUUGGGGAUGGAGUUAAAGAAUGACAGGGAAAUUGAAGGAGUAAGUAGGGAACCUCGGUGUGAGGUAGUGAUUGGUAAUAUUAAGCAAACUCACUCUUCCACUCUCAAAAUUACAGAAUACACCAGCCUUUCCUAAGGUUUCCAUCUAGUAAUGAAACAUUAGGGAGGUGGAGGAGACUAAUGAUUAUCCUUACCCCCCCCAUCCCUGCCUUCAAGGUCUGUCUUAUCUUAGAAUUCUGUCAGGCUUCUAAAGUGUGGUCCUAAAUUCACAUUCACCUUCUAGUAGGGUUUCCCAUACCCUCAGUGAUGCCUAUCAGAAUUUAAAGAUUCAUUUUCUAAACAUCAAACUACUCACAUUGUUAAAAUGCAUAUUGUGAUUGUUUAAUCAUUGGAGGGACGCUCCAAAUCAAUCAGUUGAUUUUUCUGUUCCCCUCAUUAGAUCUCUCUAGUUUUCUUGGACGUUGUCCCUGAAGAUCCCAUUUGGUGUAGGAGCUUUCCAUAGCCAUUUCAGUGGGACAGUGUGAGCCUUGUGCUCUUGAGGGUUGGAUUGGAGCAAACAGCAUGUUCUUUUGAUCUUUAGAAAAUGAUCUUUGUCUCCUUGUGGGUCUUAUAUAACAUGUUCCUCCAUGUUCAGGCAUUGCUUGUAACUGUCUUUUCUAGCAGUACAUACAAGAUUGCUGGUUUUGAAGACUUACUGCUGUGAUAGUCUCCUGCAUAGCGGGCAACAGACAGAGUUUGGACUUCUUCCCAGGAAAGAUGAGGACAGGGCCUGCAAAAGCUGCACCUGCCUUCUGUGGUGCUUGGGUCUGUUAGGUGACUGUCCAUGCAGAUGCAGCAGUAUCUUCAGAAAAUAAGAAAUGGCUAUCUAAUGAAGCUUCUACUGGAAGUGAAAGAGACACAUCAGACCUAGCCCAGAAUUGGUCAUUACAAGACCAUUACAGAAUGUACUCACCGAUAAUAUACCAAGCCCUCUGUGAGCAUGUGCAGACUCAAAUGUCACUGAUGAAUACAUUGGCUUCAAAAAAUGCCCCCAGUGGAAUGCCUACUGCGUGUCAUACUGUAUCUGGUUUAGAAUCUCAGGCAACACCACAUUCUGGUUAUGGCUGCUCCACUUCCACUUCAGUCUGGUCACCUCAGCAGCCGUCCUGCCCUCUAAUGGUUCACUCUGAAGUUCAGACUGAUAGUGAUAACCAUCUUGGAUCACAAGAUCAAACAAGCUCUGUGAACUGCCCUGAUGUUCCCAGGAAUUCAGUUAAUGUUCAUCCUGGAAUUCCGUGUGGCCUUCCCCACAUUGACAAAGCAGCUGUUCCAACGCCUCGGCAGCUGAGUCUUGCUAAUUGGAUUCUGCCACAACAAAGAGCUCCUAAGGAAGCAGACCUACCAAAGUGUUUCCAAACACAUAUGUCUCUGUUUCCAGCUCAUGGAAAAGACGCUCUCUCGGACAGUCAGGCACACCAAAGCCCCACUCAGUUACAGCCAGCCUUCUUGGCCACUAAUGAAGAAAAAUGCGCCAGAGAACAAAUUGGAGAGGCCACAAGCGAAGGAAAAUAUUUAAGCAUGCAUGUGCAAGAUGCAAAAAUAGCCAAGAAUGUACAGCAGGCAGAAAAUGUGAGCCGCACUGCCGAAACAGUCAGAAUUGCCAAGUGCUUGUUGGGAGAGCUCAAGGUCCUGGUCGCAGAACAAGAGGACUCAGAAGUUGAGAGAUUGGUAGCAGAAUUAGAGGCAUGCAUAUCUGGACUUUUAACAGUGAGUGGCCACGCAAAUAUAGAAGUUGAAAUAGCACUGGCCCUACAGCCACUGAGGAGUGAGAAUGCUCAGUUGCGAAGGCAACUAAGAAUUUUGAAUCAGCGCCUCAGAGAAGAAGAGAAAACUCCAAAGGCACCUGGUAACCUUGAAUUGCUUUCCCUUCAGUCGUUGAAUAUGUCACUGCAAAAUCAACUACAAGAGUCACUGAAGAGCCAGGAGUUACUACAGAGUAAAAAUGAAGAACUCUUAAAAGUGAUAGAAAACCAGAGAGAUGAAAACAAAAAAUUUACAACUAUGUUUAAAGACAAAGAGCAAACUCUUCUUCAGAAUAAACAGCAGUUUGACAUUGAGAUGACAAGGGUAAAAAUUGAAUUGGAGGACGCCUUGGCCAAUGAGAAGAACUCUCGGUUUAAAUUAGAGACUGCAGAAAAGGAAAAUCAGAUACUGGGAAUAACACUACGCCAGCGUGAUGCUGAGGUUGCUCGACUUAGAGAACUAACCAGAACUUUACAGAAUAGUAUGACGAAGCUGCUCUCAGAUCUCAGUGUGGACACUGCCCGCUGCAAGAUGGGGAGUAACCUCACCAAGUCACUUCUGAAUAUUUAUGAUCAACAGCUUCAACAGGACCCAACCCCUCCUCACACUUCCAUAAUGAGCUACCUAAAUAAACUGGAGACAAAUCACAGCUUUGCACAUUCAGAGCUCCUCACAAAUGAGGAAGCCACAGAGCCACACAAACUGUGUGAAAAGGUGCUACCCUCACAGGGUCCUCCACAGAGUGACACUAGGGCAGUGAAUGGGGGGUCUGCACCUGGAAUGGCUUCUGCUGCUUUAGUAGAGGAUUCAGAUACAGAAUGUGAAACUAUUGCUUCAAUAGAACAUGAGUGUAACGUGGACAGUACACUUUACAUUCCUUUUGCAAGAAGCACUUCUAAAAAGCAUUCACCACUUUCUGAGAGACUGUCUCCCCAGCCAAUGAAAAGUGUUGCUACAACACAGCUAGCCAGCGUCAAUGCACUUUCCUCUAAAAGAGAACAUAGACUGUGUGCACCACAAGUUUGUUCUUCACUAAACGAAGCAGAAGAUGUGCCUGGGAGUCUUUCCAGAACAUCUGACACAGAGGACAUGCAGCUCCUCAGGAGAAUAAAGGAAGCAAUUGGUAAGAUCCCUGCUGCUGCUCCUGCAGGUACUGAACACCCAAAGGAACAGGCCACACAUGGGCCAUCAGCUUGUCGCUGCCCUGGUGUUCCUGUGGCAGGUAACAUUGUCAGUGAUGUCAGCUUUCUGAAUUCGGACUUGAUGUCAGACUGGAGCAUCUCCUCUUUUUCGACAUUCACGUCUCAUGAUGAACAAGACUUCAGAAAUGGCCUGGCAGCCUUGGAUGCCAACAUUGCUCGACUCCAGAAAUCCUUAAGGACUGUGAGUUUGGAAGAAAACUGAUUGAGUGCAUUUUGUUAAAAGUAGAAUUUGUCUACAUUCAUAGUAUAUUUUAGGUUUCCUUACAGAGAAGUUUUAUACUAUUAAUUAUGUACGAAAUAAUAAAUGGAAUAAAUUUACUGUUAGAAUAUUUUAACACCUGAAGCCUUACAAACAAAUUUUCUUAAGAAAUUAAUGAUUGCUAGGAGAAAAAAGUUGUAGCUAGCUAAGCAAGUGUUGUGCUUCACUAUUUCACAGAGAGUCUUCACUGCUGGGUCAGUGCUGCAGGUACCGAGGACUCUGGCCGUCUGAAGGACGGGAUUAAAGGUGUGCACCAUCACCACCAGGCUUCUUGUUUAUAUCUUAAUGACAGUGUGCUUGUAUGUUUUAGGCUAUGCUGUGGACGACAUGCAUUAACAUGUCAGAGAGAGAAAGGUACCAGUGUACCUAUUUCAUAUCAUACAAUUAGUUGGUCCAAGGAAAUAUAUGUGAUACUUAAAUCUUUGGCAUUUUAUUUAUAUUUGUCCUGAAUGUACAUUUUAACACCUUUCAAAAAUAAAGUCAGACUGAUAAGGUAAUGCUAA
Mesocricetus auratus (golden hamster) is the source of this 3917-nucleotide messenger RNA. It is a transcript of the gene Ccdc14, whose product is annotated as coiled-coil domain containing 14. Gene Ontology annotation, biological process: protein localization to centrosome. The transcript is spliced from 9 exons. The coding region runs from base 1114 to 3357 and encodes 747 amino acids. The record is from RefSeq and is a predicted model, not a curated record. NCBI's taxonomy places the organism in Eukaryota, Metazoa, Chordata, Mammalia, Rodentia, Cricetidae. Gene Ontology annotation, cellular component: centriolar satellite.